Molecule: messenger RNA, 1030 nt
Organism: Penaeus chinensis
Lineage: Eukaryota; Metazoa; Arthropoda; Malacostraca; Decapoda; Penaeidae
Exons: 4
Coding region: 237-887 (216 amino acids)
Molecular function (GO): N-acetyltransferase activity
Source: RefSeq, a predicted model, not a curated record
GUGUGUGUGUGUAGCCGCCUUGCACACAUUUGCAAAGUAGACUGCCUUAUGAUAAGAGCGACAAAGAAUUGGAAUCUAUUUAAAUCCCUUAGCUAUAGAUUAGACGCGUAAUACUCAUUAUAAUGUAAUAUAGAUGUAUAAUUGUCCAAUUACAUUAUCAGAAAACUCCUGAUUAAUUUACACAGUUGAUUAUAUCCACAUGUUUCCGACAGAUCACACAUACCGUACUACUAGCGAUGAGCGACGCUGCGGACAUAGACUACUUCGCGUUAGGACUCGAGGACUUCGACGAAUCAGCCAGACUGCUCGAGGACGAUUUCUUCCCAAGGGAGCCACUCAGCAUCGGAACACACUUGGUCACUUCAGCAUCGACUGGAAAGAUCGGAAGGAAACUGAGGGAAUGUCUUGCCUCCGGAGUGUCCUUCGGUGCCAGGGACGUCAAGACAAGAUCCUUGGUGGCGGUCCGGUUGUCUUAUACGGCGACGAAGGAGCAUUCCGCUGACGAAGAUCCUGUUGAUGAGGAGAAAAGUGAAUAUGAGAUUAAAGUAUCUGGACUGAUAGAAGAAGUAGCAUCCAAAGUUGAUGUAUUCCAAGAUCACGAUGUAAACAAGGUACUUUAUAUGUACAUGUUAUGUGUUCGGAGGAACUACGGAGGCCGCGGCAUUGGGAAGAAACUAGUUCGGAUGACCAUGGAGCGUGGAAAGGACCUGGGCUGCCAGCUGGCGUUCACGACGAUCACCAACGUGCUCUCGGGCCGCAUCUUCGCCGGCCUGGGCUACGAGACCCGCUACACGCUGGACAUGUCCACGCCGGAGGGCGACAGGGGGAUGGACCUCGCGGCCAUGGACGGCAACAGGACGGUGCGCAUCAUGACAAUACGCCUAUAAUGAAACAAGACUGCUCAACUGGAGUAGAAAAAACGAUGUCCUCCAGAGUUUGCCAUCCAAAAUGACGCUUGCAAAAAAUAGUCUCAUGUGUUUCUAUGUGUGUGUGUGUGUGUGUGUGUGUGUGUGUGUGUGUGUGUGUGUGU